UACAAUUGAAGGUGCUCUUAUGAAUCCAGGAUCUGCCUCGGAGUGAUGUCCUGUAUAGUUAUCGUAUGGAUGGUCCUCGAGGCUGGCAUCAAGGGCAUCGAUAUGAUGACAACAUUAUUCUAAUUGAUCCUUAUGCAAAACUAAUUGAAGGCCGCCGGUUUUUUGGUGAUGCAAGUCAUAAGAUGGCUAAAUUCUUUGGAACUUAUGAUUUCAACAGCUUGCCAUUCAGUUGGGGAGAGAAUUACAAGCUUCCAAAUAUACCUGAGAAAGAUCUUGUUAUAUAUGAAAUGAAUGUUCGUGCUUUUACAGCUGAUGAAUCCAGUGGGCUGAAUCCAAGCAUACGUGGCAGCUACCUUGGUGUUAUUGAGAAGGUAAUUACUUAUUUAUUGAACUGAAUACAUUCUAAAAAAUGCUAGGAGCACCCACUCUUAUAACAGUUUACAGUUUCAAGUUAUUAUCUUGAGAAAGGUUCUAGCAAUUGUUCCUUUUAACAUAUGGUGUAAUUCUCUUCUUGGAUGAUUUGCUUAUAUAAACAAGUAGUCUUGUUCCUGAAACUGAAUCCACGUUUGGCCAGCAUUGUCCAAUUCUAGAUGAGUGCUUGGGAAACCAUAGGGAUCUACUCUUUCAGAGGUUGGCUGAAUGGGCACCAAAAUCAUUUUUAGGAUAGGAUCACCGUAAGAGUUUCUAGGACAUGUUUGUGCUUACUUUCAGUUGAGCACUGUUAUUUUGGUGAUCAAAAUAGAGAAUCAGCAUAUACACAUUUGUGGUUGGAGAUCAAAAGAAAAAUAGUUAGCAUGAUUAAUCCUAAUAAUAAUUGUAUUUGGUAGGGAAGAAUAUGGAAAUUGUAGUAGGAAAUCCAAAUUGAAGAGAGCAAUCUCUAUUAUAGUUGGUUAAUUGUUGUUAUGAUGAUUGGAAUGACAGUUUUAAUCUAUCACUUUGGUAAUAUUAGCGAAUUGAGGAUGUUUCUUAAGUUGUAUAGGUUUUGAUCAUAGAAUUGUUACAUAUUAAUUUUAUAUACUGUUUUAAAUUUUUGGUUGUAACUCUCCUUUCUUGUUAAGCUAUCCCUACUAGAAACAUUUCUUAUUACAAUCUUGGUUAACAACACUUGGUUUGAAGUAAACAUUGACCACUUUAAGCCACAUGCAAGAUUGGGAAACCAUGUAGCUUCUUGUUUCAGUUCUGAGGCUAUCUGUGGGUCAUUGGUUUGGAUACCUGAUGUGCUUUGCCACAUUCUUUUUAUUGAUUUUUGUUCUUUGAAUCACAAAUACAAUGUGCCUUUAUUGACUUGUUUUGCCAGAUCGGUGAAUUUUUCUAGAUCUGAAUUUCCUACAGCUGUAAGUUAAUAUACAAAUUCUGGACUUAUAGAAUUUUGACUUGAUUUUUGUAACUCCUAUAGGCAUAAACCCAAAUGAAAUCACUAAACUACAUUCAUUGAUCAAUAAAAUUUCC
This is a messenger RNA of Camellia sinensis, 1449 nucleotides long. The record is from RefSeq and is a predicted model, not a curated record. Lineage: Eukaryota; Viridiplantae; Streptophyta; Magnoliopsida; Ericales; Theaceae.